This is a messenger RNA of Camellia sinensis, 805 nucleotides long. The record is from RefSeq and is a predicted model, not a curated record. NCBI's taxonomy places the organism in Eukaryota, Viridiplantae, Streptophyta, Magnoliopsida, Ericales, Theaceae.
UAUUCUCUCUCUCUCUCUCUCUCUCUCUCUCUCUAUAUAUCGAACCCUUUCUUUCGUGUACACCUCCAUCUUCACAGAAUCCAAACCCUAAUUGCUCUCGCCGACUCUCUCUCUCUCUCGGUCGCGAUCGUCUUCUUCUUCGUCGUAUUAAUUUCUUCGUCGAUUCAUACCACACAGAUCUGAUCGUGAUCUCUCUUCUGUUCCGUGAUUUUGCAGAGUUUUGAGCGUUCUUGUUUCUCUUAAUCUGAGAUCCCAAUGGCUCGUACGAAGCAAACUGCUCGCAAGUCUACUGGUGGAAAGGCUCCCAGGAAGCAGCUCGCCACCAAGGCUGCAAGGAAAUCAGCCCCAACCACUGGUGGAGUCAAGAAGCCCCAUCGUUACCGCCCUGGGACUGUUGCCCUUCGUGAAAUCCGAAAGUAUCAGAAGAGCACCGAACUUCUUAUUCGCAAGUUACCUUUUCAACGCCUUGUUCGUGAAAUUGCUCAAGACUUCAAGACUGACUUGAGGUUCCAGAGUCAUGCGGUUCUGGCGCUUCAGGAGGCUGCAGAAGCCUACCUGGUGGGUCUGUUUGAGGACACCAACUUGUGCGCUAUCCAUGCCAAAAGGGUUACUAUCAUGCCCAAGGAUAUCCAACUCGCCAGGCGAAUUCGCGGUGAACGUGCUUAAAUGAUGAUCCUUGUUUCACAUUUGUUAUCAAACAACUUGCUUUUAAUAUUAGACACUGAUUCUGUAUUGCAACUUCUUUAUACUGAUUUUAAAACUCGGGCAAUUAUUUGAACACACCUUAUUUCGUUUUCUGUAAAAA